Molecule: messenger RNA, 528 nt
Organism: Mesorhabditis belari
Lineage: Eukaryota; Metazoa; Nematoda; Chromadorea; Rhabditida; Rhabditidae
Source: the annotation of a GenBank genome assembly
AUGAAUGAGCAAGCCGUUGAUACAGAAAUCACAAAAGUGCACGAGGAGAAGUUGAUUAAAGUGAGCCCAGGCCCGAACCUGACUCAUGGCUUGGCUCCGACCGAUUGUCAAGUCACCUAUUUGGCUCAACCGAUUCCAUUCUUUGUGAUCUUCGGUGAAUGUGGGAUUGCGUAUGUGAAUAUUGUACAGGAGUUAUCCAGUCAACACAUGAAGCAAACGGGUCGAGAAGAGCGAGAUGUCCGAAUGCAAUUUCGUUUAGCUUGCCAAAUGCUCGCUUCGAUGUUUGGGACAAUUUUGAUGAAUUUGGCAACGACAUUGGGACAAUUUUAUGUGCAAACGAAUUUCCAUUUCUUUAUCUUAUUCACAUUCUCUUGGCAAGCGUUGUGCUGCAUGAAUUGUUUGAUUUACAUAAUCUUUCAACGAGAAAAGAAACGACUUCCACAAGGAGCCCGUUCAACAAUCACCGUUCACUCGGAAAUCCACUCACAUCAUCGACAAACCCGAAAAAAUCAGAUUUCUAAUCAAAAA